AUGGAUGAGAUUUAUGAUGGAUUUGAGAUUAAAACAGAAUAAAGUGAGGCCUCUAGAAACAAGAAAAGAAUAGUUGAGAAGCUCUAGAAAAGAUUGAUAAUAAUGAGUGCUUAGAUUCUUAGCAACAAUAUUGUGAAUGAUUACUUGUUUUGCUUGUUUUUGUUUGCUGAAUUUGUUUGCAUCAUUCAGCAACCAUUGAUGCUAGUUUUGAAAAAAAUUGACUCGCAAAAUGAAGUCUUAUAAUACUACGACUAAAAUGUCCUUGCAAAGCAUGAGAUGCUCAAUAUUCUGAUUAAUAGUCUUCUUCUCUUGAAUGCAAUUAUCUUUAUUGCUUUAUUCUCAAUGGUAGAAUAUAGUAAGGAAAACAAUAGAUGGUUUAUGAAAAUUGGAUUCAAAUAUUUAUCAUUCAAUAUCUGCUUCUUCAAUACUGCCUUAGCAAUACCUUAUCUAAUGAGUAAUUUUAACUAAAUUUCUUGCUCAGCUCUGGAUGAAUAAGAAACUCGAUGCUUUGAAGAGUUGAAUAUAGCUCUUUUUUUGUUGAAUAUUAUGAUGUUAGUGAUUUAUGAGGCAUUUAGCUACUUCUAUUUGAUUUGCCUAGAUUUGAAUUUUAAUAAUCCUAUUGAGUAGUAUCAUGCACCAUGGACUACCCUAAGACAUUCAACUAUACUUAUUUAGCAAGGAAUCCAGAUCGGCUCUUCAAUUAUCUUUGUUUUUAGCGAGCGCACCUUCAUUGUGAUUAUUAUGCUCGUAUUAGUAAUCACUGGACUUAUUGCAAGGAAUUUUUUUAAGUUUAGGCACUCUUACUACCUUGUUUACAAAGUUGAUGUAAUGGAUGUAUUUUUCAACUCCUUCAUGAUAAUCUUCUUACUCUUGGCUCUCUUGAUUUCACAAACAACUCUGCCUUACACAUUUAACUCACUUUACUUGCUUCACUUCAUUUCUAUACUUUUUGCUACAGCACUAUCUUAUGUUCAUAAUUUCCAUAGAGCUUCCUCGCUUGAAAAAUUCUUUAUGAAUUUCCAGCAUCUUUCUGAUGAUCUUGACUUCUCAACUAAUACGGUCAUUGAUUAUCUUUGCUCCAAAAGCAAGUAAGAUGGAGUUAGAAUCAAAGGAUUAGUUCAGUUAAUAAUAAAUGAGAGCGGGUGUGAAGCAGCUUAACAAAGAUAAAGAGAAAAGUUUGAGAAAUAUAGCAAGUACUUAAUAAAAGGAUAGGUUAAGAUUCCCAAGAAAAAGUCGCUCAAUCCCUACAAUUAAGCAGGAACGCUAUUAAGAUCUCUCGAAUACUCUCAUCAUUAGACUAAAAAACUUUAUCCUAACUUGAAUCAUGGGCAAACCGGAACCCUCAAUAAGUUUAAUAAUCGUAAAAAAUUCCCUCCCACAGAAAAUGAGAAUGAUUCAAUCUAUCAAACCAGAGAUCGAAUUGGGAUUAGCAAUCAAUAAUAAUAUCAAUCAGAAAAUAUAAUUAAUAAUGAUCAAAUUGACGUGGCAUAGAUUCAUAUUACAAAUGCUAAUGAAAUCAAUAAUUUAGACUAUCCUCCCUCGCCUGCUUUGAGAAAAUCUACUCAUUAUAAAUAGAGUUCUUAAGCAGUUAAUCAAUAGCAAUUUGAGACAUAUGAGUAACAGAUCCCUGAAGAUCUUGUUACAUAUAAUAACGACAUGUUUGAGGAAUCAGAAGAAGAAGGAGAUGAAUAGGAUUAAGAGUAACUUAUAAACUCAAUGUGCGAUUACCAUACGCCUUAAGAUGUCAAUCUGAUUUGUGAGGUUAUUGAAUUCUUUUUGAUUCAGAUAAAAUCCAACUAAAAUAACAAUGAAGUAAAUUAAAUAAAAUACUCGAGAUUGAUGCUCCUUAAGUUAAGAAUUCUUUAUCUAGCUCGAUAAACAGAUAAAUUACAUUACCUGAUGUAUAUGGUUUCUCAACUUGAGACUAUCACUUCAAAUUUUCAAAUAAGAACUAUUAAAUACAUCUUUCAAAAGAAGUUCCACCAAAUUUUCUAGCAUAGAUUAGUAGAGAAAAAAGACAAAAUAACUCCAACAGCUUUAAUUUUUUAUGAGCAUCAAAGAGAGCACUUCGAGUCUAAAGUUUGUAAGGCUACAGAGAAUAUGCUAGUCUUGCUCUCAGACCUCAAGCUUUAAAGUACUUCUAGUGAUGAUAUCAUGAAAAGGUUUGAAAAAUCGAAGGAUAUAAUAAGGAUUUCAAUAGAUCUUGAGAAAAGAUUUAAAGCUAUUGUUAAUGUCAAUGCAUAACAAAUUGAUCUUGUUGCAAUGUAUUUCCAUUUCCUAGAUUAAGUAGUUCAUAUGGAGAAUGAAGCAAGAGAUGUUUACAAGAUUAUGGUUGAUAUGACUCAUUCAGACAAGAUUAAUAAAAGAUUUGAGUAGAUUGACAUUUCAAAGAAUAAGGGGAAUGGAUUUGUGCUAAUCAGUGGGAAUCAGAAAGAUUUGGGAAUGAUACUAAAAAUCAAUAAUCUAGUCUGUAACAUGCUCUAGUAUUUCAAGGAUGACUUGUACAUGAAAAAGAUUGGAGUAUUAAUGCCUGAUAGUAUAGCAUAAUAUCAUGAUCAAAUUAUUAGCAGCUAUAUAAAUUUAGAAAGUGAUAGACAAACACUCAAAAAAUCGAAGUCAAAAAAGAAAUAUGAGGAUCUAGAUGAUGAUCAUGAUAGAUAAAGGAGAGAAAGACAAAAAUUAAGAUAGCAUAGUCGUUAGGAUAAAAAAUGGCAUCUCAACAAAAGAAGGUAGAUGCUAAUGUAUAAGACUAAAAUGGGAACUUUACUUCCCCUUACUUGUGAUUUUGACAUCUAUUUCGACAUUAAUCAAGGAAUUCAAUUUCUUUGCUAGGCUUUUAAGUAAAAUUACAUUAAAUUUGCAGAAGAUUAAAAGAUAUAAACAAGCAAUGUUUACAUAAUUCAAACUUAAGGCUAUGGAAUAGUUUAGUCAUGCAGCUAAAAUUUUCUAAAGAGAUUUGGCAUAAACUUAACUAAGAUAAUUGAUGAUAGAUUUGAUAUUACUGCGCUUAAUGAAGACCUAUUCAAAUUUGAUGAUCCAGAUUCAAGCCUCGAUCAUGAUGGAUAGGCCCUGUUUUUAAAUCUAAGUGUCUUAAAUUCACUACAAAGUGAAGAAUCUAAAGAUUAGAUUGAAAAAUACUAGUAAAAAAUGUAAAUGAAGGGUUUAAGAAUAAUGAAACAGAUGAGUACAAAGGGAAAUCUCAGUAACGAUAUACAAGGCAUAGACGAGUCAUCAGCUUUAAUGAUAACAUAAUAGAUGCUUUUUGCAAGUUAGCUAAUGAUUUCAAAUGAGGGCAGUACAGCAUGUUUUGUUAAAAGAGAGGUAGUUUAUCAUUAGCCAGAUACAAAGAAUCUAAGGAAUUAGUCUUAAAUAAAUCAUGGUGGUGACUUGAGUUAUUAGUAAAGUCUUUCUAAAAAUGAUCGUUUUCAGUCUGUAAAUGCGACCAAUAUAAAUUUGAUGGGAGGGGAUUAGUCAAAUAUUGAUGUGAAUACUGUGAAUGUAUCUCAGUUUAAUUAUAGAGAUUAAACUGUAAGAAAUAUGGAAUAAACAGCAACAGUUGAAAUUAAUCCUUUGCUUGAUGCUCUUAAAACUGAUAAAGUCUAUGGAAUUUACUACUAUAUUGUCUUUCCAGAUGGAAUGAAUAGCCAAAUGAAGGAGCAAGCUAUAUAAUUGGCUGAUAUUUAGCAGAAGAGAGGCAAUAACAAUGCAAGUAUGGAUUAGACAAUAGGCAAUGAUACAUUUAAUUAGAAUUUGCCAUUUUAGAUUCAUGCUUUCCAAUCAGAUAUGUAGCAAAAUCCACCUCUGAGAAAACAUCAUACAAAUGAAGAUGGAACUUCUGGUGAUGGAACUAAGAGUGAAGAAUAGUUUACUUUUGCUUCUACUACUAGCUCAUCAACAAAUGGUUCUCAUAAGGACAAAAUAACAGAACUCAAGAAUGAAAAUUUUCUAGGUCAAGUGCCUGUAUUUGUGAGUCUUUUCAGCAAAAUCUUUUUAUUCUACUUCAUUUUGUUUAUACUAGUAGGCACUGUAAUACUAAUAGUAGCAUUCAAUUCAAACAGAAGAUUCUUCAAUGACAUUGAGGGUAUCAAUACAGCUAGGUAAUAUUACACUGAGUGCUCCAUUUCAUAACUGUUGUUCAGAGCAUAUAUAGAUAUACCAAAUGGAGUUGAACCUAACUCUUCAAGCGUUGUCUCAAAUCGUUUUGGAGUGCUUCAUUAGAAAAUCGUUAAAAGUAAUGAGAGAUUAAGAAUACUAAACAACAAUUUAAGAAAAUUCGUCGAUGAAUCAGAUGAUUCUAAAGUCAAAGACACCUUUACUGGUUCAAAUGUAAUCAUUUAUGAUCUUUCAGAAUAAUCAACUAUUACUUAAAGAAAAAUCUCCUUGGACUAAUCAAUUUAAUUGCUAAUAGGAAAAAUUCAAAUGUUUUUCAAUGAUAUUGACAUUGAUAACCCUGUAUAAAUUAAACAAUAGUUGCAAUGCAACUGCUCUCUGUCUAAUAAAGAUAUUACCUAUCGAUAAAAAAACAAACUUACUUGGAAUUAAAAUGAAAGAGAAGCUUAUUGGAUUAUUGAGAAUACAAAUAAGUGGAUGACCUACUGGACCUAUGAAAUUGGAACUUAAUUUUUAAGAACUUCAUCUAGUCAAGUUGAUGAGUACAAAAAGUAGAUAUUGAUUCUUUCCAUUUGCUGUAUAACGCUCUCGUUUUUAUGCUCAAUAGCGUUCAUUCCAUACUAUUUAAGAAUAAAAAGAAAUCUUAAUCUCAAUCUAUUCCUGAUCGAAAAGAUGGAUUUGACCACCAUCGAAGAUAUUUAAAACUAGAUCAAGUAAUUCUACAGAUAACUCAGUUACUCUAAAGGGAAAUAUGGAGGUCGCUCAGAUUAAUCUAUGAUUAAUAACCAAAUAAAUUACUAAUAAGAAGCAUAAAGUAGAAAUAGGUCUCCAUCAGACAAAUUCAAAGGUGAAAGCAUGUAAAUACGCAAAGUAACAUCUUAAGAUUCUGUUAGAAAAGAAAGUUUGAUAACUGGAGCAAACCAAAAGCGUUUAAAGAAAGACAAAAUGGGGAAAAUCGAUGAAAUGGCUAUUAAAAAUUUGUCGCUGGAUGAUUAAAAAGGCGGCAUAUUUAUCAAAAGAGGAUUCGGGCAAUCAGGUAUUGUAAGCAAGAAAUAUGCUGAAACAAAGCAUUCUCGCAGAGAUUCUGAUAAAAAUUAUGAAGAACAAAAAAAAGCUAAACUACGAUAAGAUUUAAGAAAGGGACAUAAUCUCCACGCUACUGGGACUCAUUAAACUACUAAUCAGCAGUUUGCAUUUGUUACUAAUGAAGAGGAAUUUAAACGAAUAGAAGAGGAUAAAUAUGAAUCAGAUGAGAGUCAUGAUAAUGAAGAGGAUGAAUCUAGAAACGAUAGACAUGAGUCAGAUGACUCAGAUCAAAACUAAAGAAAAAGAAAAAGGCACAGAAAUAAAUAAGAACAUAGUGGGAAUAACUAAGGAUUAAAUGGCAAAUAAGUAAUGAGUAGGAUUGAAGAAAGGUAAUAGGAAAUUGUGAAUGAAAAAAGAAAGAGUAUAUAAUAAAUGUACUUCCGCCAGAAGAUUAAGAUUGUUACAAUCUCUACAGUAUUCUCUAUGAUUCUCAGUAUGUUCUUUAUUGUAGAUUACUUCCUUAUUGCUGAUACUUUCGAUCAAUCAGUAAAUGCUAUAAAAAAAUUCUAAGCAUUCUACGAGAUUGAUCCCUAAUUUCUGACAAUAGUUCAACUCAAUAGAGAGUAAUUCCUUAAAAAUGAAACUGGGUGGUUUAUUUUUGAUGGAAUAACAGAGCUUAUCGAAUUGUAUCAAUAAUGCUUUGUAAUUUCAGACGAUUUAAGAAGACUCAAACAAAACUAUCCAAGCACUCUGUAAAAAGCUGUAUCUUUCCUGAAGGAUGUUGAUAGUGACUAAUUCUGCUAAAAAAUAAUAGUGAAUUACAAUAUUUCUGAAAGCCUAGAAACUUGUUUGACUGUAAUGGAUGGAUUAUUCAAAAACGGAUUCACUAACGCAUUUAACUAGAUAAUUAACUACUUCUAUAUGAUUUAACUAAAAUAUGAUAGCAUGAAACCAAGUUCUAGAGAUGAAAAUUAUUUAAGGGGAGAGCUAAGAAAUUAGAAAUCUAUUGAUUACGUUAUGAUCUAUCACUCUUAUCUUGAUGAAACACUUAAUCUUAUUAAAACCAAAGUAACCUCUGCCUUGAUUUCAUUCUAUGAUGAUAGAACAAGCUAAUUCGUUGCAGUUUAUAGCAUUUUCAUUUUAGUGCUAGUGGUUUCGAUAUUCCUGAUUUUAUGUUUUAUGAUGAAAAGAAUCAAGAGAGAGAUUUAUUUAGCUAGAAGGACUAUCCAGUUGAUCCCUCACAAAGAAUUAGUGAAGCAAUAAAACUAUGAUAUUGCAAUAAGGAUAAAGUACUGA
This is a messenger RNA of Stylonychia lemnae, 6432 nucleotides long. Lineage: Eukaryota; Ciliophora; Spirotrichea; Sporadotrichida; Oxytrichidae. The record is from the annotation of a GenBank genome assembly.